This is a messenger RNA of Paramacrobiotus metropolitanus, 1509 nucleotides long. RefSeq lists its product as uncharacterized. Bases 339 to 1130 code for a protein of 263 amino acids. The transcript has 7 exons. Lineage: Eukaryota; Metazoa; Tardigrada; Eutardigrada; Parachela; Macrobiotidae. Gene Ontology annotation, cellular component: trans-Golgi network. The record is from RefSeq and is a predicted model, not a curated record.
UGCAAUGUCGUCAUAAUGGUACGCCGUCCAUUUGAAGUUUGAAACAAUUAAUAUUUAUGGCAACUCAUUGGCUUGGUGUUGUUGUACACUCAGUAAGCUGUACAUAUUUAGUUUUAAGCUGAUCAUCCGUUUUUUUCAGGUUACCGUUAGACCAUCACUUCUAUCCUCCUGCAGUUAUUACUGUUGUGAAGAUGUAACAUUUAAGUUGAUUUAACUGUUAAACAGUUAACAUGUGCCACGGUACCAUCAAAUUAGCCAGAAUGCUGUAAUUCUGGCGCUAUAGCGCCUAGUGCGCUCGCUUCCCUAACUUAUGUCCCAAGAAGAAGAGCUUUCGCAAAAUGAGAACGGGAUUGAUAACAGGAUUAUUCGCCCUGCCCCUGGUGUUGGUGGUUUCGCACUGCAUGGCGACUGUUUUUCUGCAGGAUUCGACGGAGUUUGUCAAACUAAGUCCGUGUUCCUUCAGCUACAAGUCCCCUGCUGAUCAGCGCAGAAAGGCCUACUUUAUUGAUCUGGCACCUGUUGCUGUAUCGUCUGGAGCUCCCAGAUUCUUUUUGGAUCUUCAUGGAUUCAGUAUCGCUUAUAAUCCAUGCUUCGACUUUUCUAUACCGUGCUGUGGGAAAGUUGCGGUUUGUGAGAUUCAGAAAGAAGGUAAUUCGAGUGGAUGCACGGAUCGCGGCAAUCAGGAUUCCGUGUCCAUAAUGUCCCGACCGAAUGGGAUGUUUUCCUUGGAAUACAGCAGUGCCAGUAAUCACUUAUCGGCCAUUGUUGAUCUAAUCUGCACUCGCGAUACUAUGCCCGCUUUGGCUAUCAUUUCCGAACAUGCAAACGAAAGCAAACAACUGCACCUGGCUUUGAUGGGAAAUAUCUCGUGUCCUCUUGUGGUGGACGGUUUUGAAUACGCCGUGAAACCUCACCUUUCUGUCGGCAGCGUAAUUUUGAUCAUAGCGUUUUCUUUGUUAACUGUUUAUUUCCUCGGUGGUAUGCUGAUUAAACGGCUAAUUGGUGGUGCGCGAGGAGUUGAAGUAGUACCCAAUCACGAAUUCUGGUUGGAUCUUCCCGUCUUGAUCAAGGAUGGCGCCUGGUAUUUGGUGAAUGGUUGCCGACCGGAAGUCGUGUAUGAGCAAAUCUGAAUUGGUUUUGUGUUAUCGUAUUCCCUUCUGAUCUGUGACCUAUUUGACCACGCGGGGAUUAAAAAUGCCUUAUAAACUGUCUUUCUGUGGGGAUAAUCUUUAUUAAUGUUUCUUUAUUUAAUCUCAUGGGGAAUACCCGUAUGUCUCAUGUCUCUUGAGAUUUGACGUUUGUUUCACUGGCUAAAUUGUUCUGCUGAUGCCGCAUCUCUUGUUCUCGGCUCUGUUUGAUGUUGUCAUUCUGCCUUCUUUUGUACAAUAAUUACUUACAAGAAUUUUUGCAGACUUCUGAAAUACGUGAAGCAAUUGAAGAAAAAAUUUACCUAAUUUACGGACAACUGGAGUAGACGCUUUUUAAACGUUACGCUUGCACGCGAACGUG